Molecule: messenger RNA, 1431 nt
Organism: Larimichthys crocea (large yellow croaker)
Lineage: Eukaryota; Metazoa; Chordata; Actinopteri; Sciaenidae
Gene: igf3
Product: insulin-like growth factor 3
Exons: 4
Coding region: 353-946 (197 amino acids)
Biological process (GO): insulin-like growth factor receptor signaling pathway; regulation of protein phosphorylation; negative regulation of apoptotic process
Cellular component (GO): extracellular region
Molecular function (GO): insulin-like growth factor receptor binding; hormone activity
Source: RefSeq, a predicted model, not a curated record
UUAACUUUACCCAUAAUGAGACAUUAUGUGACCUGAAUUUGUGUGUGUGUGUGUGUGUGUGUGUGUGUGUGUGUGUGUGUGUGUGUGUGUGUGUGUGUGUGUGUGUGUGUGUGUGUGUGUACACUCGUUUAAAAGUUGCUUCCAGCCUUCAAAAGCAGCUAUCAUGUUUGUGACUGUGAUAAAUAUCCUGUUACAAACAUGUCAGGAACACGGCAGAACAAGCUCAUCCUCACUGUCAGUCUGUUAAAUCAUCUGAUAUGAGGAUGAGUGCGAGGAAGGAGGGAGGAAACCUCCCCUCCUGCCGCCUGACUAUAAGACUGCAGUUCUCCUCGAGUCUGUCCACACAGACAGGAUGCACUCCUCAUGCUGCCCUUCUGCCAGACCGCAGACACUAAAGGUGUUGUGUGUUCGGAUCUGUAUCUUCUACUCCACCAUGUGUCUGUCCGGCUGGCCGCUCUCCUCAGAGGCAGCCAAACUCCGCUGUGGUACUGAUCUCCUCAGUGACCUCAUCUUUGUGUGUGGAGAUCGUGGAAUCUAUUUAGGUAAAGGUACGAGGUCUGGUUAUGGUUCUCGGCCCAGAGGGAAGGGGAUUGUGGACCAGUGCUGCCGGCCAUCUGGCUGUGAACUUCAGCAUCUGGAAAAAUACUGUGCUAAACCAAAGAUCCAGCAUCAAACCACAGCUCACCCAACUACAACCGCAGAAUCUUAUACCACAACGCAGCCAGACACGACGCAGCAGUUCCAAGCAGUAUUUCAGAAGAGACUUGUGGAGCACCUGGGAGCUCCCAACAGUCCAAAGAGAGAAAACUAUAGAAAGAAAACACAGCCUUCAAAUCGACGGAAAAACAAAUCGUCAGGCAGGAGGAAUAACUCAAAGAAUGCAACUAGCACGCCUCCACCAGCCUCCAGGAGUCCCCUUCAAACAACGAGGAGCUCUAAAUCAUGACCUUUAACCUUGUAAAAAGUUAAAUAUUUAUAGUUACUAGAUUGAAUUUGGCAAGUUUCAAAGACUGUUAAAGAAAGACAGAAUUGGAGGGAAAGUUGCCAGAUGACAUAACACACCCACUGGCAGCCAUGUUGGAGGAAAACACUGAACAUUGAUGGACUUUUAAGUAAUUUGUCCUAUUAUAAAUGUCACUGUGUACAAGGUUUUCUUACUUCUGGAACCAGAACCUGGUAGUGCCGGUUUCACUCCAGAUCUCUUUUAGCACUGCAGCAACGUAUCAACCAGAAGCUUCCAAUAAUCUGACCUUUAGAUAUCCAGCAAGGUUUUUUGUCACUCGGCUCCUCUUUGUAUUUCUAUUGUAUUUAAAGCAGUAUUCAUUAUUUAUUUAUUUUUUCACAUUCUAAGCUUAUAGGGUUGUUCUGAUAAACAUGUUUGCAACAAGUGACUUAUAUACACUAUAUUUAUCAGUUACAUUUGGAGUGGUA